AAAAUAAUAAUGCGAAGCGCCUGUUCUGAGUUUGAAGUCCCCCCUUUUUCUUCUGGCCACGGCACUAUAGUCUGAUGCUCCGGUGAUUAUUCUCCCGCAGAAAAUCUCCUCCAAAAACGACGCCGUUCCUCUCCUCACGCCGGAAGGAGACUCCUCGCUGCUUCUCAUCUCUCCAGCCUGGCAAAGUCGAUUGGAAUUCGAAACCAGUUACUCUCUGGUUUGUGAGUGACAAGGAAAGAAAGAAAGAUGUUGAAGCAGGUGUGGAACAAAGGGGUUUAUGGCUAUGGAGGAAGCAGAAUUAGGCCUUGCUUCUAUGUGCCCACUAGUGCUUUCCACAAUGCACAGGUUCAUCGUGCACCGAGAAGUUUUUUUGGGGUAGAGGAUUUUGUUGACGAUAACAAUAGUCGGCCAUACACUUAUCAGAAGGAAAAGAAGUCCAAAAAUCCACAGAAGCAUGUAUCAUUCAAGCAGCGGACCAUAGCCUACUUAGAGCCAUUUACACUUGAUGUGUUCAUCUCAAAACGGUUUGUGUCAGCCUCAAUCACCCACAGGGUAACAUGCAAGCAGGUUGCAGUUGCCGGUACCAACUCCAAAGACAUAAAAGCUGCACUCAAGUCUCGAUGUGAUAUACCUGCCUGUAUAGCCAUCGGCCAAAUUCUAGCCGAUAGGGCCAGAGAAGCGGAUGUCUAUACCGCUUCAUAUACUCCAAGGGACAGAGACAAGUUUGAAGGGAAGAUUAGAGCAGUUGUUCAAUCCCUCAUUGAUAGUGGAAUUGAUGUUAAAAUUUAUCUCGACUGAGUUAGUUUUCUUCUUUGCUUUGGAUUAGGUUUCUUUGGACCCUUUGGGUGGUUUUGUAUGCAACUCUUUUGUGAGCUUAAAAGGCAUCACUGCCAAUAUUUCCAAUCAACUAAAGAUACGUGACUGCUUUUUCUGCUGUCUUUUUGCCA
This is a messenger RNA of Rosa rugosa (rugosa rose), 947 nucleotides long. RefSeq lists its product as uncharacterized. Gene Ontology annotation, biological process: translation. Lineage: Eukaryota; Viridiplantae; Streptophyta; Magnoliopsida; Rosales; Rosaceae. Gene Ontology annotation, cellular component: ribosome. Gene Ontology annotation, molecular function: 5S rRNA binding; structural constituent of ribosome. The record is from RefSeq and is a predicted model, not a curated record. The coding region runs from base 247 to 798 and encodes 183 amino acids. The transcript has 3 exons.